GCCGCCGUCAUCAAGUUCCGCCACCUGCGCUCCAAAGUCACCAACGCGUUCGUGAUCUCUCUGGCGGUGUCCGACCUGUUCGUGGCCGUGCUGGUGAUGCCCUGGAGGGCGGUGUCCGAGGUGGCCGGGAUCUGGCUCUUCGGCCGCUUCUGUGACACCUGGGUGGCGUUCGACAUCAUGUGCUCCACCGCGUCCAUCCUCAACCUGUGCAUCAUCAGCAUGGACCGCUACUGGGCCAUCUCCAGCCCCUUCAAGUACGAGCGCAAGAUGACGCGCAGGUUCGCCUUCCUGAUGAUCGCCGUCGCGUGGACCCUCUCCAUCCUCAUCUCCUUCAUCCCCGUGCAGCUCAACUGGCACCGCGCGCACAACUCCACGGCGGGCAACCCGGACGACUGCAACGCGAGCCUGAACCGGACCUACGCCAUCUCCUCGUCCCUCAUAAGCUUCUACAUCCCCGUGGUGAUCAUGGUGGGCACGUACACGCGCAUUUUCCGCAUCGCGCAGACACAAAUCCGACGCAUCUCGUCCUUGGAGAGGGCGGCGGGGCCCCGUGCGCAAAACCACCGCCACCGCGCGUCGACGCACGACGAAAGCUCGCUGAAGACCUCCUUCAAGAGGGAGACUAAAGUUUUAAAGACUCUGUCCAUCAUCAUGGGGGUGUUUGUGUUCUGCUGGCUGCCGUUCUUCGUCCUGAACUGCGUGGUUCCGUUCUGCGACCUGGACCAACUCGGAGCGCCGCCGUGCGUCAGCGACACCACCUUCAGCAUCUUCGUGUGGUUCGGCUGGGCCAACUCGUCCCUGAACCCGGUCAUCUACGCCUUCAACGCCGACUUCAGGAAGGCCUUCUCCACCAUCCUGGGCUGUAAUAAGUACUGCUCCACGUCCGCGGUGGAGGCGGUGGACUUCAGCAACGAGCUGGUGUCUUACCACCACGACACCACCCUGCAGAAGGAGGCCUGCGCCGUGCCGGGUCCCGGGGCGGCGCAGAGGCUCCCGCCGCAGACCGGAGGGAACCUGGAGCAGAACUUCGACAAAGUGUCAGUGAUUUCGGAUGAUUCCCGCCCCCGCAGCAACCUGCUGCUGCCCGCCAUCCUGCAGUACGAGUGCGAGGCGGAGAUCUCUUUGGACAUGAUGCCGUUCAGCUCCUCCGGACCCGCAGACUGUUACCUGAUUCCGGGUCAGAUCCAGGACCUGUGA
Molecule: messenger RNA, 1197 nt
Organism: Morone saxatilis (striped sea-bass)
Lineage: Eukaryota; Metazoa; Chordata; Actinopteri; Moronidae
Product: D(5)-like dopamine receptor
Exons: 1
Coding region: 97-1197 (366 amino acids)
Biological process (GO): adenylate cyclase-activating adrenergic receptor signaling pathway
Cellular component (GO): membrane
Molecular function (GO): G protein-coupled receptor activity
Source: RefSeq, a predicted model, not a curated record